AUGGCCGGGGAGCAGGGGCAGCUCCGCACGGCUCCCGGGCGCGCUCCCCGCCGCUCGCUCGGGGGACACCCGUCCGGCGCCCCGGGUGCCGCGCUCGAGGGCCGAGUCGGGCCCGGCACUCUGAGGGCUGCGGGGCUGCGGAGGGCGGCGAGCGGGGCUGCCGAGAGGGGCUGGGACGGGCGGGCAGCAAUGGCGCCGAGGCGGGGCCGCCCUUGGCCGCGGGAAGGGCGAGCAUGGGAGCAGCGCCCCGUCCUCGGGGCCCCCGGUGCCGGCCAGCGGGCUGCUCUUGGCCAGGUUACUCGGCUGGUGAAGGUCACCAUGGACAGCUCACCUUAUUUCAAGUUGGUCGGCCCCAAUGAUGUGUGCCAUCAGAUCCCACCGGGCUCAUUUUGUACUAUAAACAUCCUUUUCACCCCUGAGGGGAGCAAGGAUCAUUUCCACCAACUUGUCUGCAGCAGUGAAAGGGAAAAGGUCUCUGUACCAAUCCGGGCCACUGGUGCCCGCCCAGUCUUGGACUUCCCUGACCAGCUGGACUUCUCGUCGUGUCCAGUCAACCACAGCACCCAGAAGACUCUGCUGGUUCACAACACCGGGAACCUGGAAGCCUGUUACAGCCUCAGCACUGAGAGGUAA
Molecule: messenger RNA, 633 nt
Organism: Chiroxiphia lanceolata (lance-tailed manakin)
Lineage: Eukaryota; Metazoa; Chordata; Aves; Passeriformes; Pipridae
Product: hydrocephalus-inducing protein homolog
Exons: 3
Coding region: 1-633 (210 amino acids)
Biological process (GO): cilium movement; axonemal central apparatus assembly
Cellular component (GO): axoneme
Source: RefSeq, a predicted model, not a curated record